UCGCAGAGUCAGCGUUAUUCUUCUGAUUUUAUCUGCGAUGGGUGGUUCAUUUCUUAUCGUCUAUUAUCUCCUCUCCGUUUCUUUUUCAUUGCCAAUUCCCUCUAUUGCAAUCGCUAGCACAGAUGCUGAUCUCGCUCAACCUUCUUUUAUUCCUAUCAACCGGGAUCUUUACCAUUCCAGUGAUGCUUUGAUUGAACAAAUAAAGUCGUUGGUUCAUCGACACCCUGACAAACUCACUGUAGAAACAAUUAGAGCUGGAAACAAAGGGUACAAGUCAGAGAUAACUGUUGUUACUUAUUGCCACAGUAGGAAAGACAGCGAUGACAAAUCCAAGUUCCGGAUCCUUCUUAGUUUUGGGCAGCAUGGACGGGAGCUUAUUACAUCUGAACUGGCAUUGCGGAUCUUGUCCAUCUUAAGUGAAGAACAGUUUCUACCGAAAAUGGAUCGAGCUUCCUUAAAUAGUACCCUCGAGAAUGUUGUCGUAAAGGUAGUGCCAAUGGAGAAUCUAAACGGUCGGAAGCUUGUUGAAGCAGGAAAUCUUUGUGAAAGGAGAAAUGGUAAUUCAAUUGAUCUUAAUAGGAAUUGGAGUGUAGAUUGGGGAAAGAAGGAGAAGGAUUAUGAUCCAUAUGAAGAGAAUCCUGGAAUUGCUCCUUUUAGUGAGCCUGAGACCCAAAUCAUGCGGAAGCUUGCCGUAUCAUUCGAUCCUCACAUAUGGAUUAAUGUACACUCUGGAAUGGAGGCACUAUUUAUGCCAUAUGACCACAAAAACAGAACCCCGGAUGGAUUGCCUUCUCAGCAAAUGAGAUUGUUGCUUGAAGAGCUGAAUAAUGUUCAUUGCCACAACCGUUGCAUGAUUGGUUCUGGUGGAGGUUCUGUCGGGUAUCUGGCACAUGGGACAGCAACAGAUUACAUGUAUGAUGUUGUAAGAGUCCCCAUGCCAUUCACCUUUGAGAUCUAUGGAGAUAGUACGGCCACAACAAAAGACUGCUUUAAAAUGUUCAAUCCUGUUGACCAUACCACCUUCAAGAGAGUUCUCAAUGAUUGGGCUGCUGCUUUUUUCACAAUAUUUAAGCUGGAACCACGUCAGAUUGAUGUCCAGUCCAAGGCACAUAAGGUGGAUAAAUGGGUGUCCAUUGACGACUACUUCGGCUUAAUGGGAAGGAGAAACAGAUAUGGGAAGAAGAUGGAGGUUCUCGAGGUCGGAAUGCAGGAAAUAAGAACGUAUUUCAGACUUUUCUUGCUGUCAUCGGUAUUGUUAUUGUUCAUGUUCUGUUCUCGAAUUUCAAAAACCGGCAGACAAAUCGUUUCGGCCAUUCCUCUGUGAAUUUUUACGUCAGAUACGAACUCAGAACAACGGCACAAGAAUGUUGUGAUUUUGUACACGUUAAUUAGAUGCCUCCUUUUUUGUAUGUCGAUUACAUUCUUCUUAGAUACUGUAGAUAUUACUUUUACCAUUUCCGGUGUAUCAAAGCUAAUUCUU
Messenger RNA from Hibiscus syriacus, 1480 nucleotides. RefSeq lists its product as uncharacterized. Lineage: Eukaryota; Viridiplantae; Streptophyta; Magnoliopsida; Malvales; Malvaceae. The record is from RefSeq and is a predicted model, not a curated record. Gene Ontology annotation, molecular function: zinc ion binding; metallocarboxypeptidase activity. Gene Ontology annotation, biological process: proteolysis.